Molecule: messenger RNA, 726 nt
Organism: Blastocystis hominis
Lineage: Eukaryota; Bigyra; Opalinata; Blastocystidae
Exons: 3
Coding region: 1-726 (241 amino acids)
Molecular function (GO): oxidoreductase activity, acting on the CH-OH group of donors, NAD or NADP as acceptor
Source: RefSeq, a predicted model, not a curated record
AUGAUUGCAGAACACUAUGCUAAAUCGGGUUGUGAUUUACUUCUUAUUGAUGUGAACCAAGCUGGCUUGGAUCUCACACGAUCGAAGUGUGAAGAGGCUGGUGCAAACUCCGUGACGGCUAUGAAACUGGAUGUGACAGAUACGGAAGCUGUGCGUUCCGCCAUUUAUGCAUACGACGUUUCUCAUCCUAUUGAUGCUCUCUACCCAUGUGCUGCGAUCAAUGACACGCCUAAGAAACCACUUUCAGAUUGCGUUCAGGUGAAAUCCAAUGGAGGAAUGUUAUUCACAGGAUUUCCCAAAGAUCUUCUCCGUGAACAUCCUUGGUGUAAUCGUGGCAGAGGGAAAAUAUGCCUGUUCUCAUCGAUUCUGGGUUUUGGAGGCACUCGCAUUACUCCAAACUAUACUAUUUCAAAGAACUGCAUGCGAGCGAUUGCCGAGUCGCUUCGAUUCCCCCUAAAAGAAAAAGGAAUCUCUAUUUCAUAUGUGUGUCCUGGAGGAGUGAAGACAGGAAUGACUCAAGUGCUGCCGUCGUGGCUGACCUGGAUUUUCCUCUCUGCAGAGAGUGCGGCAAAGCUGAUUAUUAAUGGCUGUGAGAAUGGAGACUUCUUGAUUGUUUUCCCCUUUUCUUGCUACUCGAUUUGUUAUGGAUUUUUAUCAGGCCCUGCAUACUUAAGAGAGUCUUUAGAAGUACUGCUGGAUAUGGUGUAUCGUGGGCUCUUUCAUUAG